AUGUCUGCCAUGCACUGGGAAGCCCGACGGCGUCAGAGUGCUCUGGACCGUAAGACGGUCCAACACAAACAGCAGGCUGGUAGCGGCUCCGGAGCUACCAGGGGAUCUCCGCCUCUACCGUCAGGUUCUAAUAUGCCUGGAUGUGCGCCACGCUAUCAAGCACAGAAGCACUUUAGUUCGUGGACGACCUGCUCAAGAAAAAAAAGAAUGAAGACACAGCAACAUGGCAAUUUCCACAAUGACGUGAUACUACUCCCCAAUCCAUCAUGGGGAAUUGUGUGCAAGCAAGGUCCGAAAUUACGUUUACACAAGCAUGGGCACAUCCUCAGUGCCUUUGAAUUCCAGAAGGCCUGGGACUAUCAGACAAUUGUACAACACAUCAGAGAUGGCUUUGGUGGGCGCAUUCCAGAAGAUGUCAGCAUCCAGUUUUUAAUGUCUUGUGGCAAUAAGCUGGUGACCCCAAAACUCCAGGAGGGACAAGAGCUGAAUGGGAUAAUGUUCCAUAAGGUUUAUAAAUCCAAAGCCCUCUAUGUGAGACCAUCAACGACCCUUUUAACUGACAUGGAUGAUGAAAAUGAACUUUCCCACGCCACUACCAGAGCAAUGUCAGGUGACAGCGAUGAAGACUGUGUUGAAUUAGUUGGUCCACAAAUCCCCAUGGGCAGAAGUGGGCAGGCUACCACAAGGUCUGCUGCAAGGUUUGGCUGUCAUAGUGGUCACAGUGGAGAUGGCAACCAUCGCACUAAAACUGCUAAUGAAGACUGCAGUGGUGCCAAUAACAUUACCACCAGUACUAUCAAAAACUGCAAAACUACAUCUCAUAUGUAA
Molecule: messenger RNA, 828 nt
Organism: Sphaeramia orbicularis (orbiculate cardinalfish)
Lineage: Eukaryota; Metazoa; Chordata; Actinopteri; Kurtiformes; Apogonidae
Exons: 6
Coding region: 1-828 (275 amino acids)
Source: RefSeq, a predicted model, not a curated record